Pungitius pungitius (ninespine stickleback) is the source of this 2656-nucleotide messenger RNA. Its product is annotated as carcinoembryonic antigen-related cell adhesion molecule 5-like. The transcript is spliced from 9 exons. NCBI's taxonomy places the organism in Eukaryota, Metazoa, Chordata, Actinopteri, Perciformes, Gasterosteidae. The record is from RefSeq and is a predicted model, not a curated record. The coding region runs from base 587 to 2656 and encodes 689 amino acids.
UUUCCGUUUCUUUCUUGCAAGGACAUAGAAGUCUACAACAGUCGCAACCUUCUUCUUGACAUUUGAGGUCAACACAGAAAUAUUUAUACAUCCAAACCUUGGUUUUGUUAUGCUAAAGAAACAGAGUCAGGCAACAAGGUCCCAUAUUUGAGGGAAAACUCAAGGCAGUCACAAAUGUCUGAUUAGAUUUAGGACCUGGGCUGGAGAAAUGUACACCUUCUCCUUCCUCCACGCAGCUGUGGUAUGACAAAUGGGAUCAAAGAGGAGACGUGCUCUGAGAUUCUGCUGUUCAGACAAUAAACUAAUGAUUAGCUUUAGACAUUAAUGUAAUGAAACUUUAUGGCAUCAUUAUAUACACUGUGUUCGACUUUGUCACUUGUGGUUCAUGAUAAAUUGUGUUAAUGAUAGACUACAGUGCAGAUAAGUAGACCUUAGGAGGAUGGAACAUAAUCAACUUCCUGCACAUAACUUCCUUGUUCUACCUUCAUAUAAUGAAAUCAGCCCACUUUGUUUUGAAAAUGGCGAAGCUAAGUGAAGGAGUGUGAUCUCGUUUUUAUCUUGUCAUGGUAAUAAAACCAAAGAAGAAAUGGAAAAAGAGAUGAUACACCUCAUCAUCCUGAUGGCCAUGUCAGGUUUGACCAAAGCAGCUGGUGUGCUGCCAGACGGUCCUCUGAACGUAGCUGUGGGAGAGACAGUGAUGUUCAACACAACUCUGACUCCACCACAAACACCAUUUCUAACAGUGAGGUGGGAAUUUGGUGAGAAGAAUAUAUUCUAUUACAAUGUCAAUGAUGGCAGCAUCACUGAUCCGGAGUACGAGGGCAGGAUCACUAUCUUCAUACCUACUGCAUCUCUGGAGCUCAGGAACGUGACUCCUAAGGACAGUGGACAGUACAGAGUUACCAUUGUUCAAGGGGAUGGACAAAUACUGGAUGGGAUCACAAAACUGGACGUACAUGUUCCAGUUUCUGGUGUCACGGCAACAGCCAGCAGCAGGGACUUGGUGGAGGACACCUCUGUCCUUCUGUCCUGCUCCUCCUCUGGAUCCUCUCUGUCUUUCCUCUGGCUCAACGGCAGCUCUGAGCUUACAGCCGGUGACAGAGUUCAGCUCACUGACGGAGGCGCAACUGUCACAAUUAAUGUGACGCGCUACGACCAGGGAACGUUCAGGUGUCGUGUGUCCAACCCUGUCAGUGAAGCCAUGAGUGUUCCAAUAAACCUCUCCAUCAGCUUUGGCCCAGAAGACAUUAGUUUGACAACAUCUCCGUCACGUGACCACUAUGAUGAAGGGUCAGAAAUAAAGCUGAUGUGCUCAGUUGAGUCCAGACCUGCUGCCCAACUUACGUGGUUUCUAAAUGGAGACAUGAUGCCUGGUACUGGACCAGAGCUCAGUCUGGUGAAUGUUAAGGAGAGCCAGAGUGGGAACUACCACUGUGAAGCCUUCAACAUGAAAACUAAGAGAAGGAUACAAUCUCAGCCUGCAGCCAUCUCUGUACUGAUUCCAGUUUCUGGUGUCACGGCAACAGCCAGCAGCAGGGACUUGGUGGAGGACACCUCUGUCCUUCUGUCCUGCUCCUCCUCUGGAUCCUCUCUGUCUUUCCUCUGGCUCAACGGCAGCUCUGAGCUUACAGCCGGUGACAGAGUUCAGCUCACUGACGGAGGCGCAAAUGUCACAAUUAAUGUGACGCGCUACGACCAGGGAACGUUCUGGUGUCGUGUGUCCAACCCUGUCAGUGAAGCCAUGAGUGUUCCAAUAAACCUCUCCAUCAGCUUUGGCCCAGAAGAUAUUAGUUUUACAAUAUCUCCGUCACGUGACCACUAUGAUGAAGGGUCAGAAAUAAAGCUGAUGUGCUCAGCUGAGUCCAGACCUGCUGCCCAACUUACGUGGUUUCUAAUUGGAGUUAUGGUGACUGGUACUGAACCAGAGCUCAGUCUGGUGAAUGUUAAGGAGAGCCAGAGUGGGAACUACCACUGUGGAGCCUUCAACAUGAAAACUAAUACAUCGAUACAAUCUCAGCCUGCAGCCAUCACUGUACUGAAGAGAAUAUCAGGUGCUUCUAUCACAUGGGGACCAAACCUGUCGAUUGAAGGGAACUCUUUCAACUUGUCAUGUGACGCUGCUGGCUCGGUGUUCACCAGAGAGUGGAAGAAGGAUGGAGUAAAGCUGACUCCAGAUGACCACCUGUCCCUUCAGGAGAACAACAGAGUUCUGUCUAUCAACAGUCUCAGCAGAAAAGACACCGGAGUUUAUUUGUGUAACGUCAUCAACCCCGUGAGCCAAGAAGAAGCUGAAUACAGGAUGGUUGUUUUCUAUGGACCAGAAAAUGUUCAAAUCCAUGGUCCAAGUGACAUUAGUUUGAAAACAACCUUAACAUUAACUUGCUCUGCUGAGUCCGUACCUGCUCUUUACACCUGGAUGCUGAACUCCACAAAGAUACACAAUUCUGCUGUUUAUACCAAAAUCAACACUGAACCUUCUGAUAGCGGCUUCUACACCUGUGAAGUGAUGAAUAAUAAACUACAGUCCAAAGACAUGCAGGAUUGGUUAAUUAGUGACUUGCAGGCGUGUGAAUGUGAGAGUGAAGGGUUGUCUGUCUCUAUGUCAGCCCUGCUAUGCACUGGUAACCAGUCCUGGGUGUUCCCCGUCUCGUGGUAG